CUGUCCAGUGAAGCUGAUAAUCCGAAUGAACCGCGAAAGGAAUGCGUUCGUAGUGAAGGAGUGGAAACACCAGCACAACCACAAUCCUUUAAAGGUUAAAAAGCCCAAGAAAUCAUGGGAACAAAAGUUCGCAGAUAGAAUGAGCGGGAAGAAGAAAGAAAGAAAAGGAAAAAACCAGAAAAAGACGCUGGAAGAAAGUGUAGUAGAUGAAUAUGUAAAAGUAUUGUCAGAAUGGAUAAUUGAUAAUCCUGAUAACUUGCCAGAAAAAUUAAAUUUGAUAAAGAAUUGUGGAGAAAAGAUAGCUGAAAUGGAUGGAAAGAAAGAUCAAAUAACAUUCCCAAAGGUAGAUUCUAGUGAAGAUGAGGAAGGAAAUAUAUCAGAAAUAGAGAAUGAAGAAAACACACAUGAAGAAGAAAUAGAAAUAAAUAACGUCGCAGAAAAUAUAGCGAUACUAGGUGUACAAAAUAACAGUGAAGAAGAGAGGUUAACAAGAAGAGACAAGAAAAAAAAAACGAGAAGAAAAGAAAAAAGAAAAAAAGAGAAAGCAGAAGGAAGAUAA
Cotesia glomerata is the source of this 559-nucleotide messenger RNA. RefSeq names its product protein MNN4-like. NCBI's taxonomy places the organism in Eukaryota, Metazoa, Arthropoda, Insecta, Hymenoptera, Braconidae. The transcript is spliced from 2 exons. The record is from RefSeq and is a predicted model, not a curated record. The coding region runs from base 26 to 559 and encodes 177 amino acids.